Molecule: messenger RNA, 1053 nt
Organism: Rhizoctonia solani
Lineage: Eukaryota; Fungi; Basidiomycota; Agaricomycetes; Cantharellales; Ceratobasidiaceae
Exons: 12
Coding region: 1-1053 (350 amino acids)
Source: RefSeq, a predicted model, not a curated record
AUGUCCACCAACACUGAUGAUCUGCCAUCGACCAACAUUGGAUCCCCUUGUGAGCAAUCUCCGAGUUGCGACAUUUUCGAUUGCAGCUUUUGUUUUAUUCAAACAAUUCCAGGCGAGAUCAAGUUCUACCGGAGACAGGUAGCUCAAGGGCGAAUGUCCCUCGUCUGCUUUCUCUUCAUCGUAGUCCGAUAUGUUUCAGUAGUAUCACUCCUCAACGGCAUCGGCUUCUACGCCACAUCAUUUGACAUCGAGUCGUGCAGCCGAUACCGUUUGGCUGCGCCCUGUUCGCCGGUUUGCAUCUCAAGGUCUUAUAUUCCUAAGGACAUGGGCCAUUUCUCGGAAAUCACGGGUCGUCUUGAUCAUCCUCUCGGCCCUUGCAUCAUUACUCUGCCCAUGAUGGUCAUUGGAAACGUGUACAAGCGAGAGCCGCAUGUCAAAAACGGGUCAUGCAUUGCUAAGCAAAACGCGGGAACCUUCAACAGUGCACCAAUGUACUAUGGUGCUAUGGCUGGCUUUGACAUCAUUGCUUGUGGCAUUGCAACCUACUAUCUCAUUGACCUGAAUGCGAACGCUGUUAUGUCUAAAUUCACAAAGAAAGUGAUGCAGCAUGGCAUGUUUUACGCGUUCGGCACUACCCUCUGCAACAUCAUCGUUCUCUUGGGCACAAGUCAUGUCAAGUACGUGGAGAAGUUAGGAGCAUUUCUGAGUGUAGCGGUCACGAUGAUUAUGGCGCAGCGCUUGGUGUUAGCAACGCAAAGUAUAAAAGUUCCCCCUCCGGCUUUGGAACACAUCGCAAUAACUGAUCGUAUGCCUACUUUAUCUUCCGAUGUAACUUCAUUAUCUCCGCGUACCGCCAAAACCGGUCAUUUCCAUGACUUUGCAAAACUGACGGUCGUGGACGAACGGGACGAAACCCCUUCUCAAACAAACUCCGACCGAACUCCACCGCCGCAUUUCGUUAUCGAAAUCGAACAACCCCCUCCUUCUCACCCUCGCCUACUGGAUCCACGAACACGUUCUCACCCUCCUUCGCCCGUCGGCUAUGCUUUAUGA